GCGUUGCCACCUGGCCCUCCGUGGUUUUCCGGAUUCCGAAACAGUAGUAAGACAUUUAUUUAAUUUAAUCAAUGACAACAAUGGAGGAGGAAGCCUGGCAGGAUUUGAUUGGCAUCAGCGCAGACACGCCCGACGGACGCGAUAAGUGCGAACAGUGCAAGCGACCCGCUGUUGUCUGCUGGUGCUCCGCCCUACCUCAGCCACCGCUGGCGGUGGCCUCGCAAAUUGUGAUACUACAGCACCCUGCCGAAGAGAAGCGUUCCCUUCGCACUGCCUUGAUGCUCCAGCUGGGCCUGGAGCCGGGAAAAUGCGUUGUCUACAAGGGCAAACGAUUUCCCAAUCAAAAGAACUAUGCGGAACUGCAGCAAAUCUUCGAUUCGCCACAGACGCUGGUCCUCUAUCCUAGUAAAGAUUCUGUGCCUUUGGAGGAGAUCGAUCGCAGUGCCGGUCCAUACACUUUGGUGCUCAUCGAUGGAACCUGGCCACAGGCAAAGGCCAUCUACGCCAGCAGUCCCGCCCUGCAUCGACUGCGUCAGGUGAAACUCAUAUCAGUGGGCAUCAGCGACUAUAUCAUACGUACCCAGCCCACGGAGGGCUGUCUGAGCACUCUGGAGACGGCAGCGCAAUGUCUGGCCGUGCUCGAAGCCCAGCCAGAGCUGCGAAAGAUGCUAGUGAACCCGCUACACGCCCUCUGCAAAUACCAACUUGACAACGGCGCCGUUGAGCAUCAGUCGAAGGAGUUCCUGAUGAAGACCAAUCAAUACCCCAAGCCCAUUGGCAAGAGAUUGAGUCGCCUGCUCAACCAAACGGUGUGUGGAGCCGCCGAGCAGGAGGCGUGAUAGAGAAACGGACACAAAUGAGUGUAGUUUAUGCUUUUUACGUAGAUUUAUAGAGAGCUCUGUGCACGGCCAUAGUUAUAUUUAGCCAUUUAAUACAAACAAUUUGUAAUUUUCUACCCGAAA
Drosophila guanche is the source of this 962-nucleotide messenger RNA. RefSeq names its product DTW domain-containing protein 2 (gene Dtwd2). NCBI's taxonomy places the organism in Eukaryota, Metazoa, Arthropoda, Insecta, Diptera, Drosophilidae. Bases 72 to 839 code for a protein of 255 amino acids. The transcript has 2 exons. The record is from RefSeq and is a predicted model, not a curated record.